AUGGAUAGAUCUGAUCAGAGCAGUGGGUCCCUGUAUUACAAAAUGCCUUCCCAGCAAGCAACAGAGGCCUUGUUGAAUUAUCUCCAGAAGGAGGAGAUCGCUGUAAAAAUUUUUGAAUCUCUGCUUGAAAUUCACGAGCAAAGCGUGGCGAUGAACGACGAACGUCUGAAUCCGGCAAUCAUUAUCACAUGGAAUAAACUGAUUCCCUCCGGUGCAUUCGAUGAAUCAAUCGUCUCGCAAGCCAAGUGUCCUUAUGGAAUCCGUUUGUGCGCAGCUUUAAAAUCCUCUCUAACGGGGAAGAAAAUUGUUCCCGUCCCGAAAAUCGUUGCCGGGGUCGAACUGUGGUGUUGC
Notodromas monacha is the source of this 351-nucleotide messenger RNA. The record is from the annotation of a GenBank genome assembly. NCBI's taxonomy places the organism in Eukaryota, Metazoa, Arthropoda, Ostracoda, Podocopida, Cyprididae.